CAACUUUAUUGGCAUUUUUACAAACAAAGCUAUUACCAACACGCCACAAGCCUCUGAGCCGUUAUUAACGUGCACGUUUGUGGGGAGGAGGAAAGAUAAACCUGGCCAAGAGCUUUCAGUUUGUCGAGGCUCAGGAAAGCACCAUGUGGGGACUGAACCUGAACAGUGACUUGCUACCGUGGUAACGGCUAAGAGGGAUCUGGGGGAGGGGUUAAGGUGGAAGGGUGCACACAGAGUCCUGCUUUCAAUCCUCCCAGGGACAUCUGUAGCCUUAAAUGCGAUUGCUGUUAGUGGCAGAGCAGCUGAGAGGAGCCUUCUCUGCAGAAUGAGUUAUGACACAAACACACAGACUUGGUGGGAAAGCAAAGCGAAGGAGGAGGAAUGAGGCUGCGCAAACAAGCCUGAGCGCGACACACACUCUCUCUCACAGGCGCACACACACUCUGUCUAAGAGCGAGGAAGAGGAGGAACUGGAGCUGCAGGAACACCAGACGGCUGCUGGAGCCUCAGAGGUGGCCUGGCAGUCCAGAGUCAGGGUUUACUCUCCGCCAGCAGCUGGAUGGCCCACGCAGUCCCUCUGGAGCAUCUCAGUCAGACCCAUGUUAGACUGUCUUUGGUCAGACCCACUCUGGUCCAUCACCUCGAGGAACCCCAACCCUGAUGUCCACUGGAAGCUUCAGCUGGUUUCUCUGACACACAGAAGCAGGAUCGUCUGCAGGCAAAUCCUGCUUUCUUCAGCUCCUCAGAGAGAGAAAAACAAGCCUGACUCAAUUAAGUGCUCUUAUCUGGACCGUGGAGAUGAGCUGCCUGUGGCACUGGGAUUUCUCUUGAGCAAAGUUAGACCUGCACUUUCGAUUGUCAAUUCAGGAAAUGAAGAAUCUUUAUCAUCGGGAGCUCAAAAAUCAGACGAAAAAUAUCUCAGAAGAGUUAUAGGUUAAACUGGAUUAAAACCAAAGAAAUUUCUAAUUUUAUUUAAUAGUUGAUCUUUCUACCCUCACAAGUGAAGAAAGGAAUAAAGCAGGAGUUUUUUUUUCUGCAGAUCAUCACUUCACAGGCUUCCAGAAUGAAGGAGCAGCUCCUUGUUUCAUUUCUGGACCUCUGAGUCUCCAUAUUUCUGAAAGAGGUUGAGAGCCUGACGGAGCCCCACUCUGCUGCUUUGCUGGAUCCUGGUUUUUGGAUGUUUAUCUUCUGUUUUUUUUUUCGGGAUCAUUGUGAUCCUUUUAGGGAUAUGAGUGCAAACCCUUGGAGUCUACCUUCCAUGCGCUCAGUUGCCCUCAAGCUGGAAUCUCCUCACCUCAUUCUGUGAUCUUCUGUUUUUUUGUGGAAAAAGAUGAAAAGCCGGACAUGAAAAGUCAGUUUGGAGACUGGAAAGUUUCUGCGUUGGGAACCAUGGACUCUGGGAUUGAAUCUGGUCUCUGUUCAGACAAACUUUUUGUUGCUAACAGCAGACUCAGGUCUGCAUGAUGAUGAGGAGGACAGCGAAGCAUCGAGGAACCUUUUCUAUGUGAAAGUUCUUUCCUGAAUCUUUCUGGUGAACUUUGACUUUGCCGACACAGAACCUCCGCUGACGUUUUCACCAGCAGAUGUUUUCGAACCAGUAGCCGGUUUGGUAGGUGAGCCUCUUGAGGAGUCGCUUCCCAGGCCAUGAUGCUGCCCGGAGGACCGGUGGUGGGCGGAGGGGGCUGGGGAGGUGGGCUGUGCCUGCUGAAGUGGCUGGGCCUCAGGAUGUUGUCCCGCCGGGGAACCCUGGUCUUCGUUCUGCUCUGGUUCGGGUCCUGGUUGUUCCUGAAUGGUCUGGUUCUGGUCCACAGGAGCAUCCUGUCUGAUUACUGCUCUGAUGAAAAGAGCAAGAAGAUCCUGCAGCGACUGUGUCUGGAGUUUGGCGAGGGCUCGGUCACGGGUGACAUGUGCGAGGACCUGUGCGUGCUCGGGCGGGUCGAGUACAAACGCUGCCUCUACUACGAGAACGGCAAGAAGGUGAUCGAGGCACACUGGAGAGGAAAACCCAUCAUCUUGAAGUCCAAAAAGGAGAACUUCUCCUCCUACGAGCCGCUGGGCAUCCUGGACUAUGAGCAGGACACAGGAGAGGAGUUGUCUGCUCUUGAUGUGGUUUUCUAUGCCACUCUAGAGGUACGAAACUCUCUGGGGCUUAACGAGGAAGAGGAGUAUGAAGAGCGGGAAGGAGGAAACAUCAGCACUUUGGCCAAGCUUUGGGGGAAGAAGCUGAAAAUGAGAAACACAAGUUACUCCAGAGCAGAGCUGGACUCGCUGUGGUCCCUGCUGCAGCAGGAGGAGUACACCUUCCUCAGAAUCCUGCAGGAUCUAAGCAGCCAUGUGGCCAAAGUGUUGGGUUCCUGCGGCCACUUCUACGCGGUGGAGUUCCUGUCAGCUGGACACACCUGGGACCAGAACAUCUUCUCCCUGGAGGAGGUUGCUGUUCCCGGGCUGCAGCUUCCAGGCCGAGGGAGGUGGUCCGCCCGGGAGAUGGUGCACCGAAUCGCGCUGAGCUUCCUGGACAUGGUGUGGCACUUUGACAACGACUUCACUCAUCAAUUACACCUCUGCGAUAUCAAGCCGGAGAACUUUGCCAUCAGGAAGGACCUGACAGUGGUGGCCAUCGACGUGGACAUGGCCUUCUUCGAGCCGAAGAUGAGGGACAUCCUGGAGCAGAACUGCAGCAGCGACGAAGACUGCAGUUUCUUCGACUGCUCGUCCAGGUGUGACGCCGUCAGACGCCGCUGCAGCCCCCGCCGCCAAAACAGCAACCUGCAGGUGAUCUGUGAGAAGAUCUUCCAGCCCUGGUUUUCUCCCACGAUCCUCGGAGCCAAAGCAGGACUCCCUCUGCAGGUGGAGCUGCAGCGGGCCGUGCAGGAGUGCUCCGAAACAGACAGAGGGGACAAUGAACCCGAGGAAGACGGGGAGCAAAGCAUCCUGCAGCGUCUGCGCCGCAUCCUGAACCGCCUCCUGCAGGAGGAGGGACCACAGGAAGAAGGAGGAGGAACCUUGGAGGGACAGAGACACGUCCAUACAGCUCUGAACUUCUGAGGAGGUGAAGAAGAGCAAUGAAGAUAUUGACCAGGAUGUAAAAUCAUCCAUAAAAAUGAAUGUGAAGGCAGAAUUACCACAUGGAGGAACCGCAAAGGAGCAGGAGAGCUGACCGAGGGGGGUUGAAAGUAAGAGAGUGGUUCCUGUUUUUAUCGGAUGUUAGGGUCCAGAUUCUAUUAGGAAGUGAAUGACCACUCUGAAAAAUAAGGUCAGUCACCUCACUGAUCGCAUAUCCAGGCCGUUAGGCCUACUGCCCACACCCCACCCCUCCUAACGUGGAUCAAGUGUGAGGCUGCAGGUUGUCCAUCUGCAUUGAGACAAAUCCGUCCAUGAAGGCUGGCGUCCGUCCUGGAGAUGGUUCUCCAAUCUCUAUACAAGCCUUCAAAGUGAUGUUGUAGGGUUUUUUUCACUUCCUGUGGGGACACUGGAAGUUUCACACCAAACACAACUGUGGCCACAAAGAACCUCCGUUUUCACAACGUCCUGUCUUCAUCCCUGUUCAAAAGCAAACCCCCCCCCCUGACUCUCUUUGACUCACAGUUCAAACAAAUGUGAGGAUUUUUCUACCUGUGCGGUUUGAUGUUUUCAUUCUUUUGAACAUCGUUCAUAGUCUCCAGCAGAAAGGUUAUUCUCAGUGAGAAUUCAACAGAUUUUUCUAGUUUAAAGAGAAACGCGGAAGAAGAAAAAACAGCUAUGCAGCAGAAACUGAAGGGCCAGUGUGCAACAUGUUACCUGGAAAGAAACAAGUACCUCCUAAGAUGCAGUUCCUCCAAACAUCAGAGCGACUGUGAGGAGCAGCAGAUGGCGUCACCGUCGGUGCUUCUGCUGAGGCGCUCCACAGCCUGUCAGCACAGCUUGACAUACUUUUUACAGAUGGACAAAAACAAACCAGAACAACUUUUAUCUGACUCUUCUUUUUAUUUAUGUUGUUAGCCAUGUAAUCAUGUUUACACAUAAUUUAUUUGUAAAUAUUGAUCAUUUUAAGAAAAUACAUAAUUAUGCAUUAGGUUAAAGGUUGUGGUCAUUUUUUUGGGAAAAAAAUGUUACUAGUCUUUCUCAUCUUUGUGCAUUUACGGAUGCUUUUUCUACAAAGUGACUGCAAAAUGAUCCUAAACUGAGACUUAAACCCACAUUUAUACUUACUGUUAGAAAGGUUCCACUGUUAGAAAAUGUCUCAGCUGAGAGGAGAGUCCAAAAAUAUAUUGUUUUUUGACGUUCAGAGGAACCUGGACAAGGUGACUCUAACAGGGCUGUGAUGGUCCAGGCGUGUCACACAGCCACUACGUACAUUUCUGCACAUAUUGCACAGAUGAAAAUUGGUCAUACAUGAAUUUAGGUGGAAAAAGUGAGAAAAGUUGUGAUCAUGAAAUUGUCACUAAUGUUUCACGAAUGAACCACGUUCAAACCACGGAAGAACUCAAAAUAAACCACGCAAAGAACACGUAAAUCAACAGAACUAUGAUUAUUGCACUGUUUAUAUGUGAUUCAUGCCUCAAUUACGUAAUUUGAAUGUGAGAUGUUGGCCGCAAACGCAAUAUAAAUGUCUUGCAUCGGUGGGACAUGCCCGUUAGAGGUGAAACGGUCGUGGAAAGCCACAAUUUGCAUAUGCAUCUUGCAAAGAUCACUUACCGGGCCUUGAUGGACCUCUGUGUACAUCGAUGAAUGAUAAACGCGAGAAACACUCACAAAUUACAUGUGUCACGCAUGUGUCAUGAAAGACUUAAAUUUCAUACGUGGAAAAUGUGCUAAAUGUAUGUAGUGGCUGUGUGACAAAGCCUUAACAUGCAAAGAUGAAAAAAUGAAACAAAAACAUAUUUUCGUCCAAAAACUGCUAUUUCAAAAUCCAUAUGAAGAACUUAUCACAUUUACAUUUUCUAAAAAUUUCUAUUUUAAAUGAAUAAAGUAGUGAGCAAAACAUUUGAAUAUAUUUUUAAAAAUCACUUAAACCAUACAUUUUUUAUGCACAUUUUCUUUUGUUUUGUCUUUUCCCAUCUUUGUUUUUGUUCCAUGAUGUUAUCAGCUAUAAGAAAGUAGGUCAAGCUGUGCUCAACUAUGGCUCCACUUUGCAAAUGUUUCAGUGGAACCAUACAAGAAGCCUCAUGUUGGACCAGAUCUUCAGGGUUUAUUCCAGGAUCCAGCAGCUUCUUGUUAGAUCUUUACUGUGAACAUUCAUUUGUUUCCUUUUUUAAUUCUGUGUCUCCACCUCAUCAUGAUUGGUUGCUGCUGAAGGCCUUCAGCCUCCAUGUUUCUUUCACACUUUAGUGUUUCUUUUCAGCAUUUGAGGUCAGAUAAUUCAUGAGGCUCAAAGAAAAUGACUAAUUCUGUGUUUUUGAAGGCAUUAAUAUCCCAUCACUUACAUGUACUGUAUGUCCCAUGUGGACGAGAUUUGAUUUAAUGUCGCUUAAGCUCAUGUUUGGUUUGUUGUAGUUUCUAAUGAAAUUGUUUUUCUGCUGAGUCAUGAUCACACAUGGUUGCAAGUAGCGGUGACCAGUGCUCUUUCUGUUUUCUUAGUGUUUGCUGCUCUUGAUCAGAUCCUCCUGUGUCCCUCAUCUUUCACGUUUUCUGAUGUUUGACUAAUUCUUUGUUUUUUCACGUUAAGUUCUUCCAGGAGAGUUUGGAUGAAAGUUUACAGAAUUAAAAAAUAAAAGCUGGAGAAACCGUU
Oryzias latipes (Japanese medaka) is the source of this 5707-nucleotide messenger RNA. RefSeq names its product divergent protein kinase domain 1C (gene dipk1c). The record is from RefSeq and is a predicted model, not a curated record. Lineage: Eukaryota; Metazoa; Chordata; Actinopteri; Beloniformes; Adrianichthyidae.